CAAUAAAGUAAUUUCCUACUCUCUCUCUCUCUCUGCCGGAAUUUACUCUAUAUCCAAAACCUCUUGCCUGCUUCGAAGCCGACAUCCUCCAUCUCACCGCUCACGGCGACCGGCGACGGCGAUUUCUUCCGUUUAUCAUCAAGCUGUUCGAUCUCUGUUUGAUGAUUUGAUUUGAUUUGAAGACUACUAUACUUCAAUCAUGACGAAUUCCUCACAUGAAGAUAAGUUAUACACGGAGCUAUGGAAGGCGUGUGCAGGUCCAUUAGUGGAAAUUCCUCAGGAAGGAGAAAGAGCAUUCUAUUUUCCACAAGGUCAUAUGGAACAGUUGGAAGCCUCUACAAAUCAGGAACUAAAUCAAAGGAUUCCUUUGUUUGAUCCUCCAUCGAAAAUUCUUUGUAUUGUUUCCAACAUUAAACUUAUGGCUGAACAAGACACUGAUGAAGUUUAUGCACAGAUUACUUUAAUUCCAGAGAAAAAUUCUCCUGAGCCAAAAAGUCCUGAUUUAUGUCCUGCCGAGCUUUCAAAGCCUACGGUUUAUUCGUUCACGAAGAUUUUAACUGCAUCUGAUACGAGUACUCAUGGCGGAUUUUCAGUUCUUAGGAAACAUGCUACUGAAUGUCUUCCUCCCUUGGACAUGACCCAACAAACGCCAACACAAGAAUUGGUAGCAAAGGACCUACAUGGUUUGGAAUGGCGAUUUAAGCAUAUCUAUAGAGGUCAACCUAAGAGGCACUUGUUGACAACAGGAUGGAGUAAUUUUGUCACCUCUAAGAGAUUAGUUGCUGGAGACACUUUUGUGUUCUUGAGGGACGAAAAUGGAGAACUACGUGUUGGUGUUAGAAGAAUUGCUCGUCAACAAAGCUCUAUGCCAUCUUCUGUGAUUUCAAGUCAGAGUAUGCAUCUUGGAGUGCUUGCCACUGCUUUACAUGCUGUUAAUACUCAAACUCGGUUUGUAGUGUUUUACAAGCCAAGGACUAGCCAAUACAUCAUAAGUGUAAACAAAUACCUAGAAGCUGAUAGUAAAGGAUAUGCAAUUGGCGUGAGAUUUAGAAUGAAAUUUGAAGGUGAAGAUGCACCCGAGAGAAGGUUCACAGGAACAAUAGUUGGAGUUGAGGAUUUUUCAUCCCAUUGGAAAGGUUCAGCAUGGCGUUCGUUAAAGGUUCGAUGGGAUGAACAUGCACCCAUCGCAAGACCUGAUAGUGUCUCCCCAUGGGAGAUAGAACCUUUUGUCCCAUCUAUUCCUUCACACAUUCAAUCAAAUUUAACAAAGAACAAAAGGCCACGACCGUCAAAUGAGAUCUCAACACAUGUAGACUCAACAUCUUCGACUACACCAGUUGUGUGGAAUCCUUCUCAUCAUCAUCAUCAGGAAGUACCCAUAAUAAACAACUGUAAACUGAGAACUCACACAGAUGGCAGCUGGUUGUCUACUUCACACAUGAAUGUUCCUAGAAACAUUAAUAAUUCCAUUGACACAGAAGAUCAUAAGAAAACAAACAAGAGCGAUCAGAAUCUUGAGACACUUACAUGCCUUCGGUUAUUCGGUGUGGAUCUGAAAAGUUCUUCAGUUGAAAAACCACCUCUGAAUCCAACAAAUCUGUCUAGUGAUAAAAUCGAUGAAGAAUGUAGGCCAAGUAAUUUAUCAGCUGUGGAAACUGGCCCUGAAUCUGGCUUGUCGUCUAAGGAUGAUUCCAGAGAGCAAAAUCAACAACAGUUGCAAGUGUCUGUAAAGGAGAUUCAAAGCAAGCAGUUCUCCUCUAGAACCCGAACCAAGGUCCAAAUGCAGGGAAUUGCAGUGGGGAGGGCAGUAGACUUGAGUGUUGUGAAUGGGUAUGAAGAACUUAUAAAUGAGCUAGAGAAUAUGUUUGAAAUAAAAGGAGAACUUUGUCCUCGAAAUAAAUGGCAGAUAGUCUUCACCGACGACGAAGGAGACAUGAUGCUCAUGGGCGAUGAUCCGUGGCAGGAAUUCUGUAAUAUGGUGAGAAGGAUUUUCAUUUGUUCAAGUCAAGAUGUUAACAAAAUGACAGUUGGAAAUGGACGAAAUAACGAGCUUCCUUUGACCUCGCCCGAUGAGAGCGAAGAAGGGACGGUUUUGAGCACAGUCACGACGGAAUGAGAGUGUUAUAACAGUUUCAUUUUCGUAGUAAGUUUCACAGUUGGUGCAGCAUGUAAAUAUGUAUUUCGCCGUCCCCAACUUGUUUAUUUAGUCUCGAGUUUGCGAUAGUUGGCUGACUGAUUAUGAUUACUGAAUUCUAAACAAAAACAUAAUUACAGUUAUUUUGACAAUUAGUCAUGAGGAGAUUGACAAUUAGAUGUUGUCUAAUCAUAGUCUUCUUCAUGUGUUCUUUGUCAAUUAAAGUCUUUUUUAGUAUAAUUUAAUGUCUUUGAAUCUGAA
Molecule: messenger RNA, 2395 nt
Organism: Impatiens glandulifera
Lineage: Eukaryota; Viridiplantae; Streptophyta; Magnoliopsida; Ericales; Balsaminaceae
Product: auxin response factor 9-like
Exons: 14
Coding region: 200-2116 (638 amino acids)
Biological process (GO): response to hormone; regulation of DNA-templated transcription
Cellular component (GO): nucleus
Molecular function (GO): DNA binding; protein binding
Source: RefSeq, a predicted model, not a curated record